UCCUGGAAAGCAAACAUGUUGAUAAAAUAUUCUUUCUUAAGAAAUAACUUUGUUUUCAUUUCUCUCUUUUUAUUUUUUAUUUCCCCAGAUGUAAGCAUCUCUGUGUCAUCUUUACAAAGCAAAGAGAGUAUUUCAUUACUGGGAAAUAGGAGACUUUAUUUUGACACUCAUGCGCUGGUAUGCCUCUUGGAAGAAAAUGGGUUCACUACUCAGCAGUCGGAGGUCAUUGUGUCUGCAUUAGUGAAAAUCAUGAACACCAACCUGGAUAUGAUUUACAAGGACAUGGUCACCAAAGUACAGCAGGAAAUUGCACUUCAGCAAAUAAUGUCCCAUAUUGGUGGAGUGAAAAAGGACAUGAUUAUUUUGGAAAAAAGUGAAUUUUCAGCACUUCGUUCAGAAAAUGAGAAAAUAAAACUUGAGCUCCAACAGAUAAAGAAGCAAGUCAUGGAUGAAAUUACCAAAGUUCGUGCAGAUAACAAGUUAAACCUAAACCUGGAGAAGAGCAGAGUAAAAGAACUGUAUUCACUUAAUGAAAGAAAACUACUUGAAAUGAGGACAGAAAUAGUGGAAUUGCACGCACAACAAGACCGAGCUCUGACCCAAACAGACAGAAAAAUAGACACUGAAGUUGCGGAUCUGAAAACAAUGCUCGAAUCACACAAACUUGAUAACAUUAAAUACUUAGCAGGUUCAGUAUUUACAUGCCUUACUGUAGCACUGGGAUUUUAUCGUUUAUGGAUAUAACAAAUCACAAAUUUAAAGGGACUUCUUUGCCUGAGUUUUGGGAAAAAAGAAGUUUUCAAUCUUUCCCUGGGUUUUAACCAAAUCUUGACUGUUUUAUUUAUUAUUUAUAAAGCAGACUGUUGAGAAUGUAACCAAAGACGUGCCUAAAAACAAACUGUGCAUAUACCUUGCAUAUGUUGAACCUUACCUCUUGAUGGAAGCACUUUUGCCAUUUCCCUCCGUUCUGAGCUGCAGGGCACCUGCCGAUGCCAAGUGUCCUGUAUAGGCAAAGACUGGCAUUCCUGACAAUGGAGUGGGCCUGCAUGCUGUAAAGAAAACCAGUGGAAUUAUGUUCCAUUGCCUGUUUAGACUCAUUGGCCAGACUCAGUUGUGUGUAUUGGACUGAAGUAUUUAUUAUUAGUGUAAAACUGAAGCUACGUGUUCUGUGGCUUGGAGGCACUCUUGUAUAAGUGGAGUUUGUGCUAACUGAAUCAUGCUUACUUCUCUCUCUCUAACACUUGUUCAUGCAGUUACUAUGAUCAAAUAUUUGUUUGGCUAUUUUUGUAACGUAGCUAUCGGCUUGUUUUCCAGAUAGCUGCCCAAUCAGUUGUGCUCAUGAACGAAUCUUUUGUAAAGAUAGCAGUGUUUGCUGCUAGUUUUGUCUGUAAGGUAUUUGUAGAGAUUUUUGUGACUAACUUGCCUUUGGUACACAUAAGUAUUUGAUACUCAUUCCGUAUGCUAAUUGCUUACCUUACUACUGUAACUGGAAGCUGGAAAUGCAGUGAGAUAUGCUGGUUGUGUUAAUUUGUACUUAGGUGAUACAAAGUGUCUCAGGUGCUGCCUUCUUGAUGAAUGGGAAUUGAUGCUUCUAGAAAGGAAAGAGAUUUUAAAUGGUGGUUAUGAAGCAGGCUCUUAAGCAAGAGAACUGCAGUACCAACAAUCUGGGGGUUUUAUUGUUUCAUUUCUUAAAAAAUCAUGUUGGUUCUUCAAAUGUGGAACUCUAGUAGUGAUUGUAAUAAUUGAAGCAGCAGUGGACACCUGUAAAGAUGUUAAACCCACAUAGAUCAGGAAGUGCCACUGAAAGCAGUGAAUAAAGAUGUCCAGUGUAUCCAGGUAUCUGUCAUUCUUCCAGUGAUUAAAUGACUGUUUUAGUAGCAGAGCUGCCAUCUGUAUUCUUUCACUUAAGGGAAAUCUCCCUUUCCUGCUUGCUCUUCUCCUAGAGCUCAGUUUAUGCACUGGUAAUAAAUGCUGCUAGAGCACAGUAAUGGCUUUGCCUAAUGAAAGCAAAGCUUUUUGGCUACUUUGUGCCUAUACUGUAAUAACCAUUUAACAUUUUUGUGGUUGGAAGUGCCAACUUUGAUCAUGUGCAAGUUCAGAGGAAGAGAUGGAUGCCUGUAACAAUACUAUACUGGCCUGAAAUAAAAGAUUUUUAAUAUUUCAUAGA
This is a messenger RNA of Cyanistes caeruleus (blue tit), 2167 nucleotides long. Lineage: Eukaryota; Metazoa; Chordata; Aves; Passeriformes; Paridae. The record is from RefSeq and is a predicted model, not a curated record.